Molecule: messenger RNA, 1826 nt
Organism: Lecanosticta acicola
Lineage: Eukaryota; Fungi; Ascomycota; Dothideomycetes; Mycosphaerellales; Mycosphaerellaceae
Source: the annotation of a GenBank genome assembly
AUGGACGAUGCGAAGGAAGAGAAGAAGGAACCCGUAGGCUUGCCGUCUGCUGAGGUGUUGCGAGAGAUUGAGCGCAAACAAGAAGAACGCGCCAAGGAGAUUCGCGAUCGACGACUUCGGGAGGUACAGACCAAGCUAGACGCCGAGAGUGAGGCGCGUGACAGUGCUGCGACUGUCAUUCAGAGGAAUUAUCGAGGACACAGGGAGAGAAGGGCUCUGAAGGGCUACGGACUGGAUCCUAGUACCAGGUGGCUUGAGGUAUGCGCUGUCUUCCCAGUUUGUCGGGACUGGCAUGCGCAGCGGGCUGAUCAGAUUGUUAGGCUGUCAAGGAUGGUGAGCGCGACAUGAUGAUGUGUGGUUGGAGGGGGAGUACUGACACCUGAGUUGCAGCCGAGUAUCAUAAUUUGACACGACCACUCUCGAAGAUCGAACCGGGCUCGAAGCCCGCGGCGCGGUCAUCCCGCGUGCGAGAACGAUGGGCUCACGCGAGCAGCAUUGCGAAGAGAGCGGGGAGCGAUGAUACCAGCGAGAGCGAAGCGGAUACUGCGUCCCAGAUCGAGCGAAAGAAGCAGGAGAAACGGCAACGGGAGAAAUAUGCCAAGACUAUGGGUCUGGAAUACUUCUUGGAGAUGGUCGACCAGAAGCACAGAUACGGCAGCAACCUUAGGCGAUACCACCAGGAGUGGAAGAAGUCAGAUACUACGGAGAAUUUCUUCUACUGGCUGGAUUAUGGAGAUGGGAAAGAAUUGGAUUUGGAAGAUCGACCCAGGAAACGGCUGGAUACAGAAUGUGUGAGGUAUUUGUCGCGGGAGGAGAGGAGGCACUAUUUGGUGCGCAUCGAUGAUCAAGGUCGAUUCGUGUGGGACAAGAAUCGCAAGCCGAUCACUACAUCCCCAGACUUUCGGGACAGUAUUGAGGGCAUUGUCUACAAGUCCGAUGACACGCCGACAUGGCGCGAGGUCACGACGGGCGAGAAGCCGCCGCCCACCAGAGAUGACGCCUCGGACUCAUCUUCGCUAUCCACGACGAUCAGUACAGGAAGCCAUCAGAAAUCAACGGCGUAUGCUAAUGAGGAGCUCCACGAUGCGAAGGGUGUGAACAAGCUGAACCACCUUGGCGUCGAUACGCUCAUGAACCACCUUCUACGCAAGACGACCAAAUCGAAUACCUGGAUCUUCGUCGCGGACACUUCGUUUCGCCUCUACGUAGGCAUCAAACAAUCCGGGGCCUUUCAGCAUUCCUCAUUCCUCAAAGGCGCACGUGUAAGCGCCGCCGGCCUUAUCAAAAUCAAACGCGGCCAGAUCCGCAAGCUCUCGCCCUUGUCAGGACACUACGCGCCACCAGUGCGCAACUUCCGGGAAUUUGUCAAAUCCCUCAAAGCAGCCAAUGCCGACCUCAGCCGGCUCAACAUAUCGCGAUCGUACGCUGUGAUUCUAGGCCUGGAAGGGUAUAUGAAAGUGAAGAAACGAGGGAAAGAUGCUAAGCGGGGCUUUGUGGAGAUGUGGAAUCCCGAAGAGAAGAAGAAGAGGGAGGAAGCGGAGAAGGAUAAGAGUCAGAGCGCGGAGAAGGAGAGGCAGGUGUUGAAGAAGGAAGAGGAGGAGAGGAUGAAACGGAGGACGAGUUAUCGGUUGAUGAAGAAGAUGGGGUUGAUGGAGGAGGAGGAGCAGCAGCAGCAGCAGCAGCAGCAGCAGCAGCAGGAGGGCGUGAGAGGUGGCGGGGAGAAGGCAGGGCGGAAAUCGUUGGUAGAGGGUAUGAAACGGCCGUCGAUGGCGGAGAAACAGAAGAUUCCUGAGGAAGUGGGAGAGGAGGACAGACAGGAAGGAUAG